AUGGUGUUUGAACAAUCUACAUGCGAAAAACAUUACCCAAAUCUAUUUGACGAGAUGGAAGGAGAAGAACCUCUGACAGAAUCUGAAACGAUCGGUACACAUAGACCGAAGAAGGUAAAAAAGCGAAAGAGGAACGAUUAUGCAUAUGAAGACGAAGAAAUACCUCAAGUUGGUAGUGGUUGUUUCAUUGGCAAAAUGACACCUUAUGUUUUUAAUAAGUCAAGAUUGCAUGUUCCAGUUAAAUUUGCAAGAUCAAAAGGAUUGAUUACCCAGAGGAUACACAGACAAGUGUAUCUAAUGGAUGAUACACGAAGAACAUGGCCAGCAACACUCACGAAAACGAAAACAGAGCUUUGUUUAACUGGUUGGCACGAGUUCAUACUAAAAAAUCACAUGAAAGUCGGAGACGUGUGUAGGUUUGUGCUUGUUAAAAACGGAGAAUUACCUGUUUUCAAGUGCUAUAAUAUAGGAAAGAAUUUAGUGAAAAAUCAUAUUCAAGUAAAGGAGACUAGUUCGACUCUUAACAAUCACCCAUACUUCAUUUCAAAUCUGAAGCCUACUAGCUUCAAAAGAUCAUUUCUGUAUCUUCCUGUUGACUUUUGGAUACCAAAUCGUUUAAAAGCAGGGGAAAUAAUUCUUAGAGGCAAUAAAGGUCGAUCAUGGAAAGUUGAACUGAAGAAAGCUAAUGAGAGACUUUUAUAUCUUGGAUCCGGAUUCACACCUUUUCUAGUUGCCAAUGGAAUGAAGGAAGGUGAUGCAUUCAAGUUUGAGCUUGUCGAGAAAGAGGAGGACAAGCCUCCAAUAGUCAACUUAAUGUGUUCCAUUCUUUGUGAAGAUGGUCGACCAUACUUCGCCGGUGAAUUGAAAUCCUACAACAUAAGACAAUCGAUUCUGUAUCUGCCAAGCAGGUUUGCAAAGUCGAAUGGAUUAAUCAAUCACAAAAGGAUGACUCUUAAAAAUGUUGAAGAUGAAAGGUCAUGGACCGUGGAUUUAAAGAACCAUAAGAACUCUAAUUUCUACUAUAUAGGAGGAUUAGGUUGGAAAGAUUUUAGGGUUGCGUAUGGACCGAAGAAAGGAUAUCAUUACAAAUUCGAGUUGGUCUACAAGGGGGAAAAGCCCAUCGGAAACUUUUACAUUAAAAAAAAUUCGUUGAAGCUACUAGACUUCUUUGAUGGGUAUAAGUUCGUCAAGCUUUAA
Lactuca virosa is the source of this 1197-nucleotide messenger RNA. The record is from the annotation of a GenBank genome assembly. NCBI's taxonomy places the organism in Eukaryota, Viridiplantae, Streptophyta, Magnoliopsida, Asterales, Asteraceae.